AUGAAAUACUUGUAUAAGUAUCCUCAGAGAAAGUUCCCAUAUGAAGAGCUUGUUAAGGCCAAUGCUAGUAGAAGCCGUCUGGAACCCGAGUUUGAGUUGAAUCAUACCGGCAUUUACGAGGAUAACCGGUAUUUCGAUAUCUAUAUUGAAAUGGCCAAAUCUAAGGAUAAUGCUGAGGAGUGUUUGUUCCGGGUCACGGCUUAUAAUCGUGGUCCCGAGGCUGCUCCGCUCCAUAUUGUUCCUCAAAUAUGGUUCCGUAAUACGUGGGGCUGGGGAUAUGAGGAGAAACACAAGAAACGGGAACGGGAGUUCAAAAAACGCCAGGCGAAGGAGGCUGCUAAUGGCCAAGUCACUGGUGAUGAUCCUGGGGUCGGGUCCGGUAAUAGUGAUUCCGAUAGCGAGAAUAAUGGCGUUGACGAUGAACAUGAGGACGAGGCUCCUCAUGGAGGUCCUGGUGCUUGGGGUAGUUGUGGAAAGGGCAGUGGCGAGAUUCCUGAUAUUAAGCAACGGGAUAAGUUCCAAAUGGAAUCGAAUCAUUGGAAGCUCGGUAAGAGAUAUGCCCAUUUUGCACCUUCAGUAGGAUUCACCGAGAAUGACGAUGAUGUUGAUCCGGUUUUACUGUUCACCAACAACGAAACAAACAAAAAACGCUUGUAUGGAGUUAAGAAUGAAAGCGAUUAUGUCAAGGAUGCGUUCCAUGAACGCAUUGUUGAUGACAAGGAAGCCGCUGUCAAUCCUGAGAACCAUGGAACCAAGGCUGCUGCUUGGUAUGCAUUUGACGCUGGCCAGGGUAUUCCUGCUGGUGACUAUGUUUGUUUGCGAUUCAAGUUCUCUAACAAGGAUCCUGGUCAAUACCAAGAAUUGGACGAGGAGGAGUUUGAUAGUAUUUUCGACGCUCGUGAAGACGAGGCCGACGAUUUCUACUAUAACAUUUCUCCCUUGCCAGUGUCGGAUGAUUUGAGAACUAUUCAGAGACAGGCAUUUGCUGGUAUGUUGUGGACCAAACAGUUUUACCACUUUGUUCAUAGUCAAUGGAGUAAAGGAGAUCCCAACCAACCGCCCGCCCCACCUCAUCGAGCCAAUUCUCGUAAUAGUGAGUGGAAACAUCUCCAUAUUGACGAUAUUCUGUCUUUGCCUGAUAAGUGGGAGUAUCCAUUUUUUGCUGCUUGGGAUACCGCGUUCCACUGUAUUCCGUUGGCUAUGAUUGAUCCUGAUUUCUCCAAGAAACAGCUCGAUCUCAUGACCAGAGAAUGGUAUAUGCAUCCUAAUGGCCAGAUCCCGGCUUAUGAAUGGAACUUUUCCGACGUCAACCCCCCUGUCCAUGCAUGGGCCACUUUCCGGGUGUUUAAGAUUGAACGAAAGAUGUAUGGUCGUGAGGAUCUCGACUUUUUGGAGCGUGUUUUCCAGAAACUGCUGCUCAAUUUCACCUGGUGGGUCAACCGAAAAGAUCGUGAUGGUAAAAACGUUUUUGAAGGUGGAUUCCUGGGUCUUGAUAAUAUUGGUCUCUUUAAUCGAUCCGAGCCGUUGCCUACUGGAGGUGUAUUGGAACAAGCUGAUAGUACCGGAUGGAUGGCGUUUUUCUGUUUGCAGAUGCUGAAUAUUGCACUUGAACUUGCCAAGCGACGUUCGGUUUAUGAGGAUAUUGCCUCGAAGUUUUUCGAACACUUUAUUUUCAUUGCCGAUGCCAUGUCCCACCGAUACGGCAGUGAUGUUGAGAAGCCAUUAUGGAACGAAGAAGACGGGUUCUAUUAUGAUGCCAUUUCGUGGGGUGGCCCAUGGAGUCAGCAAUUGCCUGUGCGUUCGUUGGUAGGAUUGAUUCCUUUGUACGCCUCGUUGACUUUGGAACCCGAGGUGCUUGAGAAAUGCCCCUCAUUUGCCAAACGUGUCGAGUGGUUUAUUGAGAACAGACCCAAGAUGUCGAGUCGAAACAUGGCCAGUAUGAGCAAGCGUGGUAGUAAAGGUCGACUUUUGCUAUCGCUUGUUAACCGUGACAGACUUGGGAAGUUGUUGGUGCGAAUGCUCGAUGAAGAUGAGUUCUUGUCUCCCUAUGGAAUCCGAUCCAUGUCGAAAUUCCAUGAAAAGAACCCGUUCUCCAUGGAAGUUAAUGGCCAAACCUUUACAGUUGGCUAUGUUCCAGGAGACUCGAAUUCUGGUUUGUUUGGAGGUAACUCCAACUGGCGAGGACCCAUCUGGUUCCCUACGACCUUCCUUCUCAUUGAAUCAUUGCAAAGAUUCUUCCUUUACUACGGAGCUGAGUACGAAGUCGAGUGUCCUACUGGUAGUGGCCAGAUGAUGAACCUUGCUAAAGUUGCCGAGAAUAUCCAGCACCGUUUGAUCAACCUGUUUACACGUAACGACCGUGACGGCAGACGUCCAUACAACGGAUCCGAGGAUAUCUAUGACCACGAUGAGAACUUCGUUGACCAUAUUCUAUUCCACGAGUUCUUUGAUGGUGACACUGGCCGUGGACUCGGAUCUAAGCAUCAAUGUGGUUGGACUGGACUCGUUGCUAAGCUCGUUCACGACGUCGGUGUCACCUGUACACGAGCCGCCACACCCCGUGAUCCUAUCAGUGCUGCCGAAGCGUUCUUUGACGACGUCAUCACACCUAAACGUCGUCGUUCUCGUCAACUGUCGCGUCACAGCAGUUUCCUCCGUCACGGCAGCAAAUCGCGAGCCUCUCGUCCCGAGAGCAGAGGCAGUUUCGAAGACACCACCCGUGAAGCCAUUGAAUCGCAGCUCGAUCCCGAUGCCGCCGAACGUAUUCGCCGCAUUCUCGAGUCCUACAACCUCAACACCUCGGCGAACGACGACGAGCUCGAAACAAAAUACUCCAACUAG
Sugiyamaella lignohabitans is the source of this 2841-nucleotide messenger RNA. RefSeq lists its product as uncharacterized. Gene Ontology annotation, molecular function: Glc3Man9GlcNAc2 oligosaccharide glucosidase activity. Gene Ontology annotation, cellular component: endoplasmic reticulum membrane. Lineage: Eukaryota; Fungi; Ascomycota; Dipodascomycetes; Dipodascales; Trichomonascaceae. Gene Ontology annotation, biological process: protein N-linked glycosylation; oligosaccharide metabolic process. The transcript has a single exon. The record is from RefSeq and is a predicted model, not a curated record. The coding region runs from base 1 to 2841 and encodes 946 amino acids.